Molecule: messenger RNA, 1188 nt
Organism: Salvelinus namaycush (lake trout)
Lineage: Eukaryota; Metazoa; Chordata; Actinopteri; Salmoniformes; Salmonidae
Gene: spata7
Product: spermatogenesis associated 7
Exons: 10
Coding region: 115-1188 (357 amino acids)
Biological process (GO): photoreceptor cell maintenance; microtubule cytoskeleton organization; protein localization to photoreceptor outer segment
Cellular component (GO): ciliary basal body; rod photoreceptor outer segment; photoreceptor distal connecting cilium
Source: RefSeq, a predicted model, not a curated record
UCAGAGAUUUGUUAGCUCGACUCCAGAAAUGUAAAGGGUUUAAAAUAUGUAAAUCCAUAACCUAGCACUUGGUAAAUCAACCUAUACACCAUUGAUCUAUCUGAAGAACUUGGUAUGAGCAUGGGAUACACCGAGUAUAUGGAUCCAAAAAGAGGUAAUGCAUCGCCAGGCCCAGGCCACAGUCUGACUGGACAACCCAGAGGACAGAUGAGUUUAAAAAGCAGCCCGUUCUGCCCUCGGUCGUCGAGCAGACUAACUCAGUGCAUUAUUCAAGACCAUAUGGUGUCCCAUUAUAAAAAGGUGUAUUCAGCUAAAGCUGCCAUUGAUUCAUCAGUACCCAAAAGUAUGCUAAGCAGUGUAAAAUACAAUGACCAGUUACGGCGGGAGCAGUUGAGGAAAGAUGUGUCCAGGUCUGAUAGACGGCCUCAGUCAGCUGGUUCACACUCACAGAGGAGCAGCAGAGCCAACACCAAAGCCUCCUGCCCAUCACAAAAUACCCAAAGUGGAGCAGGUCAAGAAAGUGCCUAUUUCUACCUGGGAAGCUCAAUGAUUUCCACCCCAAGAAUCAACACCUCCUUUCACGCCAAGCAAAUAGUUUACCCGCCCCAAAUGGUCGGCGGGUCUGGGAGCCCCCCGCACUUCUUCCACUGUGCAUCAGAAUACAGCUAUAGGAGCCCAAACUCCCAGAGGCAGCAGCCAGCCCGCUCCUGCGCCACCACAGGUACCCAGAGUGGCUACAAGGCCUUUCAGGACCCUGUCCAGAAGACCUACAGUGGGGACCUGAUUCAGAAACACGCCCACCGCUUCACCCAGGACAAGCCCUUCACUCCCAGGACUCUGAAGUCAGACAGCAGGUCCUAUCUGUCUCGGUAUCGCUACUACACACCUCCUCGCGGUAAACCAGCCCAGGACCAGGAGAGGACCAUCCCCAGACUGACACGGCAGGAGACCUAUCAUGGAAGCACACGAACCAAGGAAUGCUCAUCGGCUGAAUGGGAUGAUCAACCCCUGGGACAUGGUACAGAGCAUGAGUGGUCAGAUGCAGACGAUGAGUCCCAUACACUGAAUCUGUCAGUAUUUGGACAACGAAGCAAGGGAAACAAGAGCGGUUUCACCAGAAGGAAUGACAUCUCCUAUCAUGAAGAGGGUGUCUGCAGAGACAUGAGAGACCUUGUAGCUACAGUGUAG